CGACUCUCUAGACUUGGCCUACAAUCCCUCCGAUCAUCAACUACGCAUUUUCACGGAAUGAGCGACACCGGUGCCCCCCGUAGUUCGCUCAUAAAAGAUUCAUCCAAUCUGAUAAGAAACAGUCACGGUGAUAAUCCUGGGUUAGAUUCGAUCAAAUGCAGCAGAAAACAGGAUUUUGAUUGGCGAAAUGGAGUAGCGGGAGGUGUUGCUGGCUGCGCAGCCAAGACGGUUGUUGCUCCAAUAGAAAGGAUCAAGAUUCUGUUUCAAACGUCGAACCCGCAUUUCCUGCGGUAUUCAACCCGGUGGAAUGGUUUAAUCGAGGCCAUCAGUCACAUUCGGACAUCGCAUGGGAUAUCUGCACUCUUCAAAGGCCACGCGGCGAGCCUGAUCCGCGUUUUUCCGUAUGCUGGUACCAACUUCCUCGCAUACGAACAACUUCAACGCGCAAUUAUAUCCCAGACGGACACACCAUUUCAUCGAUUCUUCUGCGGGAGUAUGGCUGGUGCCAUUUCUACUGUCUUCACAUACCCUCUUGAGUUGAUCCGCAUCCGUCUUGCUUUUGAAACGGAACACAAUAAAUAUUCCUCUUGGUUCAGGAUUUGUCGAAAUAUCUUCUUUGAAAGCGGCGGUAAGGGUAGCUUAUUAAAUCUUUAUCAAGGAAUUGGCCCUACUCUGCUAGGCAUACUUCCCUAUGCCGGCACAUCAUUCGUAACCCACGAUCUAAUGAGAGACCAGCUGCGCUCACCUCUGUUUGCACCUUAUACUCUUGAAACGGGAUCGUCAACUCGACUGACUGCACUGGCCCAGCUUUUUUGCGGAGCAAUCGCUGGUAUUGUUGCUCAAACAGUUGCUUACCCAAUUGAUAUCCUUCGGCGACGAAUGCAAGUUGGAAAUGUGAUUGGUAGCAGAUUAGGGAUUCUAGAGACAGCUCGUCGCAUAAUUAUAGAGAGAGGGGCUAGGGGUUUCUAUGUCGGUUUGACAAUUGGCUACGUAAAGAUGGCUCCUAUGGUGGCGACCAGUUUCUAUGUCUAUGAUCGAAUGAAGCGAUUAUUGGGCAUCAUCGAAUAAAGAUACUUUUUCUUCUGCCCGGCUCAACAAAAUGUCUCUACCAAUUAAGCACCAGCUAUUUAUUCACAGCUUGACGCCAAUAUCUUGGCUGUCCUUGGGCCCAUUAGCCCAUCUUUCAUCCUCGAAAUCCGUUGCGCGGUGGUUGGAACCUUCGCACGGUAUGUUUCUCGGCGUAUACGAGCACCC
Messenger RNA from Aspergillus caelatus, 1254 nucleotides. Its product is annotated as mitochondrial carrier domain-containing protein. Gene Ontology annotation, biological process: transmembrane transport. The transcript has 2 exons. Lineage: Eukaryota; Fungi; Ascomycota; Eurotiomycetes; Eurotiales; Aspergillaceae. The record is from RefSeq and is a predicted model, not a curated record. Gene Ontology annotation, cellular component: mitochondrial inner membrane. The coding region runs from base 58 to 1068 and encodes 336 amino acids.